Molecule: messenger RNA, 3248 nt
Organism: Prunus mume (Japanese apricot)
Lineage: Eukaryota; Viridiplantae; Streptophyta; Magnoliopsida; Rosales; Rosaceae
Source: RefSeq, a predicted model, not a curated record
AUGGCUGAGGCAGUUGUUUCCUUUGUGCUCCAAAGUGUUAGAGACUUCACAACUCAGGAAGCCAAGUUCUUGUGUGGAGUCAGCCAACAAGUUGAGGUUGCACAAACUGAGCUACAAUUGAUGCAAAGCUUCCUCAAAGAUGCAGAUCGAAGACAAGUAGACGAUGCAAGUGUACGCAUUUGGGUUGCCAAAAUUAGAGAUGCUGCUUAUGAUUUGGAAGAUGUUAUUCAAACUUAUGGCUUGAAAGUUGCUACCAAGAAUAAAGGAGGCAUGAAGAAUGUUCUGAAAAGAUUUGGUUCCAUCUUUAAGCAGUGGGUUGAUCUUCACAAGAUUGGGGCAGAAAUUGAGAACAUCACUUUCAAAAUUUCUAAUUUGAGGUCGAGUUUGCAAAGCUAUAACAUUAUAAGGGAAACAAAAGAGAUUGGAGGUGCAUCUUCCUUGCAAUCAUUUGAGAGACAACAACAACUGAGGCGAACUUAUUCUCAUGUUAUUGAACGUGUUGUUGUUGGGAUAAAAGACAAUGUAAAGGAAAUAGUCACAUAUUUGGUGAAGGAAGAAAAUUGCCUCCGAGUUGUUUCUAUUUGGGGUAUGGGAGGUUCGGGGAAAACCACUCUUGCAAAACAGAUUUAUCAUCACGAAGAAGUUAGGUGUCAUUUCAAAAGUUUUGCUUGGGUCUGUAUAUCUCAACAGUAUCAAGUAAGAGACGUUUGGGAAGGCAUUUUAAUUAAACUCAUCUCUGCCACCAAGGAACAGAGAGAAGAAAUUGCAAAAAUGAGGGAUUAUGAAAUAGCCAAGAAGCUUUUUCUUGUCCAGCGAGAAAGGAGAUGUUUGGUGAUACUUGAUGACAUUUGGAGCAUCGAGACAUUUAAUUCUUUGAAAGCUGCAUUUCCAUUAUAUGAGGAAACACAAAGCAGAGUUUUACUUACAACACGAAAUGAAGCAGUGGCUUUGCAUGUAGAUAGAAAUGGUUUUCUCCACCAACCCCAGGCACUGAAGGAAAAUGACAGUUGGGAGCUAUUUGAGAAGAUAGCAAUAUCUGGAAGGAUUGGUGAAGAUUCUGGAGUUUACAAAAAGAUGAAAGAACUAGGAAUUGAGAUGCUUCGACACUGUGCAGGUUUGCCAUUAGCUAUUAUUGUGCUUGCUGGAGUUCUAGCUAGAAAAAACAAUGUUAAAGAGUGGGAGACAGUGCAUGAGAAUGUUCAUGAAUACAUUAGGAGAGGCAAAUUUUAUGAACAAGAAUAUGAAGGUGCAUCAUGGGUGUUGGCAUUGAGUUAUGAUGACUUGCCGUAUCACUUGAAACCAUGUUUUUUAUAUUUAGGCCAUUAUCCUGAAGACCAUGAAAUUUCAGUGAGUGCAUUGACUAAGUUAUGGGUGGCAGAAGGUCUUAUCUCGUUGAGACCACAAAUACAUGGUUUCGGAGAAACAAUGGAGGAUAUAGCGCGCAAGUGCUUAAGUGAAUUGGUGGAAAGGUGUGUGGUUCAAGUGGGAAGAAAUGGUUCAACAGGGACAAUUAAAACUUGUCGGAUCCAUGACCUUAUACGUGACUUGUGUUUGAUAAAGGCAGAAGAGGAAAGCUUUCUCCAGAUUGGCCAUUCUUUGCAUGAAAAUGAGUCAACUAGUAUGUUUACUUCUUCUAUGGUAGCCAAGGCAACGCCAUUGGGGAAAGUUCGAAGACUUGCAAUUUACUUGGAUGAGAAUGCUGAUAGGUUGGUUUCAUCAAGAGGUGAAACAAGUGGCCACUUGAGGUCUCUACUAUACUAUGACUUAAGAGAAUGGAGGCCAACAAGUAAAAAAUUAUUACUAUCUCCAUUGACGGGUUUCAAAGUGCUUAGAGUUUUGAAGCUUGAAGGUGUAAAUGAAAAAGUAGAAGUAGUAGAGUUGCCAAGUGAAAUUGGAAAUAUGGUACACUUGAGGUUUCUAAGUGUGAGGUCUAGCAAUAUAAAUACGUUUCCAUCAUCCUUGGGUAAUUUGAUAUGCUUGCAAACUCUUGAUUUCCGUGUUAAAAAUGACCUCAAUAUCCCAAAUGUGAUAUGGAAGAUGAAAGAAUUAAGACAUUUAUAUUUACCCAUGUUUUACAGAGCAAGUGUUGAAUUGAAGCUGUCUACUCUCGGCCAUUUACAAACCUUAGAUUUUCUUUCAUCCAAGUAUUGUGAUUUGAAAGAUGUUAUUGGAUUAACCAAUAUUAGAAAACUGAACAUACGACUAUCAAGCUCCUUCGAAAAUCUGGACGAAAUAUUGAAAUCUACAGGCAGCACGCUUAACCGUAUCCGGUCUCUAUUUGUGGACAUUGAUUAUGCAAGGAAGAGUAGCUAUGAGGAGCAGAUUAGGCAAAUAGUAUCAAUCUGUCCGCGUAUAUACAAACUGAAGCUGUUUGGGCCAACCCCAGAAUUACCGAAAGAGCUCUGCAACUAUGCAAACCUCACCAAGUUAGAGUUGAGAAGCUGUGGUCUCAAGGACGACCAAAUGGGAAUACUAGAGAAGUUGCCACACUUAACAACUCUGCGCCUUCAAGGAAGAAACACUUUUGAGGAAAAUACAAAGAUACUGGUUUUCUCCAAAGGAGGCUUUCUUUGUCUUGAAUUUCUUUCCGUUUUUGACAUUCCAGAAAUAACAGAGUGGAGGGUAGAGGAAGGAGCCAUGCCUAGUCUCUGCCGAUUGCGCAUUGGAUUUCCCUGUGGAUUGACAGCACUUCCAGAUGGGCUAAGAUAUCUUACGAAUCUCAGGAAAUUAAGCAUUUUCGGGAUGCUUAGAGAAUUCCACAGUAGGAUUCAGGAAGAUGGAGAGGAUUUCAGUAAAAUUCAGCAUGUACCUUCCCUUGUAAUUGGAGAACCGUAUGACCCACCGAUACAAUGAAAAGGGAUUUGACUUUGAGAAAGUAUGUCGAAGCUCUGCAGCAGGGGGAGCAUGUGGUAAGCUGAACUUAUGAGGAGAAAAUCAAGAGGAGCAAAGAUGUGGUCAAGUAGUUCAAGGUUGAAGCAAUCUUUUCGUCAGAUUGUAUAAUACUUUGCAAGGGAUUUUGCUUGGUUUUGCUGUGAUAGUUUUUAUUUAUAUACUAUGUUGUGAUAGAGGCUUGUUUCUUUGUUUGUGUUUAUGCAACCAUCAGUUUUGAAAGCAGAGUUAAACUGCAGCUAAUUAAAAAGGUUUCCCUAAUUAUAUUUUGGAGGGAUUAUUGCAUUCUAAGAGCAGCUGCGUGUAAAUGCUGAGCUGCUGAGUUAAAAGUGCUUCAUAACAAUUGAAUAAGAUUCCUA